Messenger RNA from Sclerotinia borealis F-4128, 1323 nucleotides. The record is from the annotation of a GenBank genome assembly. Lineage: Eukaryota; Fungi; Ascomycota; Leotiomycetes; Helotiales; Sclerotiniaceae.
AUGCGUUUCACCAACUUCGUUCUGGCAGCUGGCCUUACAGCAUCCGCCUUCGCAGCUCCGGUAGCUGUUCGAGAUGACGAUGAUAGCUGCGUUGCUGAUUACGAUGAGACCACUUCCGCUGCCGUUGUAGCGCAAACAACCAUGCCUUCUUCCUCUGCUGCUGUUGUAGCCGCCACUUCCGCUAAAUCUUCUUACGUUGCACCAUCAAGCAGCGCCGUUGCUUCAGUUAAAGCUACAUCAGCCGCUAGUUCGGUCGUUGCUAGCUCUUCCAGCAGCUCUUCAAUUGCCGCGGUUGUAACUUCAGCGGCUAAGUCCUCAGCAGUCGCCACAUCCACCAAGGUCGCUGUCGCCAAUAGUGCGGCCUCUGCCGCGACAUCGUCUGGCAGCACUGCUUCUGAAAAAUUGCAAUGGAUCGGAGCCAACGAGUCUGGAGCUGAAUUCGGAGAAGGAAACCUCCCAGGUGUCGAGGGAACCGAUUACACCUUCCCAGACACCGCUGCCAUUCAAACUUUAAUCGAUGGUGGCAUGAACAUUUUCCGUGUUCCAUUUCUCAUGGAGCGUAUGGCUCAAGGUACGAUGACGGCUACCAUCGAUGCAACUUAUCUUGCUAGCUACAAAAAAGUCAUUGAUUUCAUCACCGCUGCUGGUGCCCACGCAGUUCUUGACGCCCAUAACUAUGGACGUUAUGAUGGAACUGUUUUCACUUCCACCUCUGACUUUGGUACCUUCUGGACCAACCUCGCCACCGAAUUCGCUGGCAACGAUAAUGUCAUCUUCGAUUGUAACAACGAGUUCCACGAUGAACCUACCUCAACCAUCUUUGCCGAGCUUGACCAAGCUUGUGUUACUGCUAUCCGUGGCGCUGGCGCAACCUCCCAAUACAUCUUUGUUGAGGGAACUUCUUACACCGGUGCCUGGACCUGGACCUCAUCUGGAAACUCCGUCGCCAUGCUGAACAUCACCGAUCCCGAAGACAAGCUUGUCUACGAAUUCCAUCAAUACCUCGACUCUGACGGAUCCGGAACCUCGGAUACCUGUGUUAGCAGCACCAUUGGUGCCGAACGUGUCGCCGAUGCCACCGCCUGGCUCAAGACCAACAACUUCAAGGGUAUCUUGGGAGAAUAUGCUGCUGGCGUUAACGCUAAUUGCGAGGCUGCUGUGUCGGGUAUGUUGGAUGCUUUGGUGGCUGAUAACGAGAACUGGUUGGGUGCUAUGUGGUGGGGUGCGGGACCAUGGUGGGGUGAUUAUAUCUAUGCUUUCGAGCCACCUAAGGGAGCGGCUUACACUCAAUACUUUGACACUGUUGUCAGCUAUGUCGCAUAA